GCGCGGCAAAAUUCGAACGAGCGCAUAGACAUCGUGAAGAAUGGAGAUCCGAGAGUUGGCUAUCGAUCGCGUGGACAGGAUUCUGCGUCGCUUUUCCCGGAAACUCGAGAUAGCGAUAUCCAUCCCAGUGCUGCUGGAGCAAAAAGUUCUCAAGGAUUUGUUGUCUCGCAGAGAGUACGUGGCGCUCGUCCGAUUGUGCGCGAAAAGUCGAAGCGAUGACGACAUCGAGUCCUCGUGCGAUCACGGCAAGGCCGUCGUGGCCCACGGAGUCACAAAUCACAGGAGCACGAAACUACUCGACUGGGCGGUAGUUUUGGAGAGUCUGAGCCAGCACGAGGAUAGGAUCUUGGAGUGCAUCGACAAGCAGACCUUAUCCGAGGAUGCGGUCUCGAUAAUCGAUCGGCUCGAACGACUCAGGCAGCUACUCGAAUGGCAAAUGAAAUCAACGCCGCGGCAAGUGAGGGUUCGCAAGAUCGAUCUACGCAACGCCGUCAGCAGCAUCGAAAGCGUCCGGCAACGCAUUCAAAGUUUGGAGGAGGAGUUCGAGGAGGAAACGGCUCAGUACAGGCAGAUAGUCGACGACGCGCAAAUGGACGUCGAUCGAUUAUCCUCGCAAAUCGACAAACUCGCCGAGCAGCAUCGAUCAAAGCUCCGACACGAAGUACAUCAUUUCGAGCUGGCGUUGCGUGACUUGAAAGAAGACGCGCUCGGACAAGAGGACAGCUUGGCCAAUCAAUUGCGCGCCCAUCGAGUUAUGCUCGACGAGCUCAGGGCGGCCGAUUUAACGCAGGAGAAUGAGUUGCGCCAGCAAUGUUUGAGCAAGGAAAAGGCGAACAUAGCGGCGAGGAGGGCCUACGACGACGAUCUCAGUAAGCUGCACGAGCUCAAAGAGGCACUGGAGAAACAGUUGCAUCUCACCGAUCAACACUUCGAUGCCCUCGAGGAGGAAUACAGACUCCAAACGGAGCAGUACGAGAGGCUGAAGCGAGAGCGCGAGCUGGCGACGAUGCAGGCGUUCGCCGAUCGAUUGCGCAACUUCGAGAGGCAGCGAGCGGCGAGAAUAAUUCAGCGCGCCUGGCGCCAACAUCUGCAACGAGUGCUCUCAACCAAGAAGAAAAAGCGAGCUCGCAGUCGCAACAAAUAG
This is a messenger RNA of Trichogramma pretiosum, 1144 nucleotides long. Its product is annotated as cilia- and flagella-associated protein 58-like. The coding region runs from base 41 to 1144 and encodes 367 amino acids. The transcript has 8 exons. Gene Ontology annotation, molecular function: protein binding. The record is from RefSeq and is a predicted model, not a curated record. Lineage: Eukaryota; Metazoa; Arthropoda; Insecta; Hymenoptera; Trichogrammatidae.